CCUGAUCCCGUGGGGGAGGCAGCAACGACAGCGGCAACGCAGCAGGGCCAGGCUGGGGCAGGAAGCUGCCUGCAGCUGAGGGCUGGGCUGCGAAGGGCUGGGGCCCAGGUCGGCAGCCGCUGUCUCCUCUCCCUGCCCAUCUAUUUUUAAUGAGCUCCCCAGGCUUCUGCAGCGGACAGGACGCAGAAAGGCAGGCCCAGACAGUGGAGGCCCAAGGCCCCAGCCCUGCCCUGAGCCCUGGCCCCCCAACCCUUCUGGGCAUGAGAGGGCAGCCCUGGGGCCCCGCAGCCCCCUGGCCGGGCAGGGCUCUCCAUGAAGCUCGUGCUGAAGAUGGAUUCGAGCCCAGACAAUGACAGCUGGUUGGAAGAUCAGUGGGAGCGCUGGCUCACCCAUGACAUCAGUCUGGAGGAAUUUGAGGAUGAAGACCUUUCAGAGAUCACCGAUGAGUGUGGCAUCAGCCUGCAGUGCAAAGACAGCCUGUCCUUACGGCCCCCACGCGCAGGGCUGCUGUCAGCGGGAGGUGGCGGCGGCGCGGGGAGCAGGCUGCAGGCGGAGAUGCUGCAGAUGGACCUGAUCGACGCGACGGGGGACACUCCCGGCGCCGAGGACGACGAGGAGGAGGACGAGGAGGAGCGCGCGGCGCGGCGGCCGGGAGCGGGACGGCCGGAGGCCGAGCCCCGCCAGGAGCCGGCGCCCCGCGGCCAGGGCCAGGGCCAGGGCGGCGGGGACACGUACCGGCCCAAGCGGCCCACCACGCUCAAUCUCUUCCCGCAGGUGCCGCGGUCUCAGGACACACUGAAUAAUAAUUCUCUGGGCAAGAAGCACAGUUGGCAGGAUCGGGUGUCUCGAUCAUCCUCACCCCUGAAGACAGGGGAGCAGACACCUCCGCAUGAACACAUCUGCCUGAGUGAUGAGCUGCCACCCCAGAGCAGCCCCGCACCCACCAAGGACCGAGGCACCUCCACCGACAGCCCUUGCCGUCGCAGCGCUGCCACCCAGAUGGCGCCUCCCAAUGGCCCUCCUGCCGCCCCACCUGGUGGCCGGGGCCACUCACAUCGAGACCGUAUCCACUACCAGGCAGACGUGCGACUAGAGGCCACCGAGGAGAUAUACCUGACCCCAGUGCAGAGGCCCCCAGACCCUGCAGAGCUCACCUCCGCCUUUUUACCGCCAGCUGAGAGCCGGAUGUCAGUCAGCUCCGAUCCAGACCCUGCCACCUACCCCUCCACUGCAGGGCGGCCACAUCCCUCCAUCAGUGAGGAAGACGAGGGCUUCGACUGCUUGUCAUCCCCGGAGCGGCUUGAGCCACCAGGUGGAGGGUGGCGGGGCAGCCUGGGGGAGCCGCCGCCGCCUCCACGGGCCUCGCUGAGCUCGGACACCAGUGCGCUGUCCUACGACUCGGUCAAGUACACGCUGGUGGUGGAUGAGCACGCACAGCUGGAGCUGGUGAGCCUGCGGCCAUGUUUCGGAGACUACAGCGACGAGAGCGACUCGGCCACUGUGUAUGACAACUGCGCCUCUGCCUCCUCGCCCUAUGAGUCGGCCAUUGGGGAGGAGUAUGAGGAGGCCCCCCGGCCGCGGCCUUCCGCCUGCCUCUCCGAGGACUCGACACCCGACGAACCCGACGUCCACUUCUCCAAGAAGUUCCUGAACGUCUUCAUGAGUGGCCACUCUCGCUCCUCCAGUGCAGAAUCCUUUGGGCUGUUCUCCUGUGUCAUCAAUGGGGAGGAGCAGGAGCAGACCCACCGGGCCAUAUUCAGGUUUGUGCCUCGACAUGAAGACGAACUUGAGCUGGAAGUGGACGACCCUCUACUGGUGGAGCUGCAGGCUGAGGACUAUUGGUAUGAGGCCUACAACAUGCGCACGGGAGCCCGGGGCAUCUUCCCUGCCUACUACGCCAUCGAGGUCACCAAGGAGCCUGAACAGAUGGCAGGCCUGACCAGAAACAGCGACUGGGUGGACCAGUUCCGGGUGAAGUUCCUGGGCUCGGUCCAGGUUCCCUACCACAAGGGCAAUGAUGUCCUCUGUGCCGCUAUGCAGAAGAUUGCCACCACCCGCCGGCUCACCGUGCACUUUAACCCGCCCUCCAGCUGCGUCCUCGAGAUCAGCGUCAGAGGGGUGAAGAUAGGCGUCAAGGCCGAUGACUCCCAGGAGGCCAAGGGGAAUAAAUGUAGCCACUUUUUCCAGUUAAAAAACGUCUCUUUCUGUGGAUACCAUCCAAAGAACAACAAGUACUUUGGGUUCAUCACCAAGCACCCCGCCGACCACCGGUUUGCCUGCCACGUCUUUGUGUCUGAAGAAUCCACGAAAGCCCUGGCGGAAUCCGUGGGGAGAGCCUUUCAGCAGUUCUACAAGCAGUUUGUGGAGUACACCUGCCCCACAGAAGACAUCUACCUGGAGUAGCAGCGCUGCCCCGCCUUCUGCAUCCCCAGGCCCUCAGGCCAGUGCCAGGACAGCUGGCUGAUGACAGGACAUGGCACUGAUUGGGGAGGGGCACCCGCCAUCACCAGAGGAUGGCGAUGUGGGGGCCGUUGGUCGAGGGUGGGGGAGGGUGGGGGUUAUGGGGAGAGGCAGAAGCAGUUUAUUGUAAUAUAAGGGGUUAGAUUCAUCUAUGGAGGACAGAGUGGGCUGCCGGGGGAUUGGGCGGGGGUGGGGCUGGUGGGUGUCAGUCCUCUGGCCAGGAAGGAUGCCCAUCCCAGGAGCAGAGGGUUCUGAGCCAUGCUGGGCCGCACUUCCCCUGCCAGGUCUCUGGCUCUCUGGCCAUUGGCUCCUGCCUUGAUGAAGCCCAUGCCACCUGCGAGUGCCACCCAGCCCCCAGCUCCCAACCCCAACUGAAGCCCCUGAGCUCAGGCUGAGCCUAGCCACCUCCCAAGGACUUUCCAGUAAGGAAACGGCAGUGGGUGGAGGUGCAGCCCCUAUUCCCAGUUCUGCCACUUGUGUGGCCUCUGGAUGGCUCCACCACCAACCGCACAGGCACGCUGCCUCCUGGCAGGCAGGCCUCACAGGAAGGAGAGAGCUGCAGCAGGGCCCCCGCCCCGGCAGGAAAAGGAGGCUUCCAGACUGGCCUGGGGCUAGCAGGCCUCUUGGCUGCUUGGCUGUAGCCCGUCUUGGUCCUGUCACCCUAGCCACAACUAUUAAAGUGCCAUUUCCUGUCUGGA
Messenger RNA from Rhinolophus ferrumequinum (greater horseshoe bat), 3158 nucleotides. RefSeq names its product mitogen-activated protein kinase 8 interacting protein 1 (gene MAPK8IP1). Gene Ontology annotation, cellular component: cytoplasm. Gene Ontology annotation, biological process: regulation of JNK cascade. Bases 313 to 2403 code for a protein of 696 amino acids. Gene Ontology annotation, molecular function: protein binding. The record is from RefSeq and is a predicted model, not a curated record. The transcript has 12 exons. Lineage: Eukaryota; Metazoa; Chordata; Mammalia; Chiroptera; Rhinolophidae.